This is a messenger RNA of Homarus americanus (American lobster), 3335 nucleotides long. Its product is annotated as transient receptor potential cation channel trpm-like. NCBI's taxonomy places the organism in Eukaryota, Metazoa, Arthropoda, Malacostraca, Decapoda, Nephropidae. The record is from RefSeq and is a predicted model, not a curated record. Gene Ontology annotation, biological process: protein tetramerization; monoatomic cation transmembrane transport. Gene Ontology annotation, cellular component: membrane. Gene Ontology annotation, molecular function: monoatomic cation channel activity.
GUGAUGUUGAGUCUUCUUGUCCCUCCACUAAUCCUGGUUCUGGGCUUCCGGAGUCGAGAGGAACUCAAGACGAUGCCACAGACUCGGGAGGAGCACCAGGAUGAUGACCCCGAAAGAUCCUCAGACUCAGAGAGUGACUCAGAAUCAGAGGAGGAGAACAUGGAUAUGAGGCAUGACCAUGACCCAGAGGCACCACUCUGCAACAACACUGCUGCGCCACACUCAAGCACUCUGGUAGUUCCUCCUUCCCAGCCUGAGGGGGGUGCUGAUGUUGUGGAUCAACAUGGUACUCCAGUAAGACAAAAUGGAGUGUCUAUGAGUCAUCUGUCUCAUCUAGACUCAACCAUUUUUAAUGAUAUUCACUCCAGACAACUGCCAGCAAGAAUAAAGCUUUAUGAGUUCUACAAUGCUCCCAUUACAAAGUUCUGGGCUCACUCAAUGGCUUAUGUAUUCUUUCUGUGCCUCUACACAUAUAUUGUUCUGGUUAAACUUCCCAAACAACCAGAAUGGAUGGAGUGGUACGUGGUCGCCUACAUCUCUACUCUCAUUCUUGAGAAAAUACGUGAAAUAUUGUCAACAGAACCUGUAGAACUUAAACAAAAAAUAGCAGUAUGGUCGGACAAGUUGUGGAAUGUGUGCGACAUGUUUUUUGCACUUUUCUUCGUUGUCGGUUUGGCCCUGAGACUACAAGAACAAACUAUGCAAGCUGGACGUAUUAUAUAUUGUGUUGAUAUUAUAUACUGGUAUUUAAGAAUUCUUGAGAUUUUGUCUGCAAACAAGUACCUGGGUCCACUUGUGAUGAUGAUGGGAAAAAUGAUUAAGAACAUGGCAUAUUUUGUGGUGUUGCUCUUGGUUGUGCUGAUGGCGUUUGGUGUGUGCCGCCAGAGUAUCCUUUUCCCUAAUGAAGAGCCACACUGGAGACUUGCUAGACACAUAUUUUACCAGCCAUAUUUCAUGUUGUAUGGUGAAGUGUUUGCUGGAGACAUUGAUCCUGACUGCGGUGGAGAAGGCGAAAUUCCCUGUCAUCCAGGACGCUGGAUCACUCCAACAGUUAUGUCCAUGUAUCUCUUAGUUGCCAACAUUCUUCUCAUCAAUCUUCUAAUUGCUGUAUUUAACAACAUCUUCACAUCAGUCAACGCCAUCUCACGCCAAGUGUGGAUGUUUCAGAGAUUUCAGGUUGUAAUGGAAUUUGAAGGAAAACCUGUGUUUCCUCCUCCGCUCAUCAUUCUGUCACACAUCCACCGAGUCAUAAAGUACUGCUUCAGAAGAUGGAAGGGGAAGCCCUUUUUGUACGACAAUGGUUUAAAAAUAUUCCUGGAUGGUGAGAGCCUAGAACGUCUUCAUGACUUUGAGGAGGAGUGCAUGGAUGGCUACAACAGGGACAAGGACCAGAAGGAACAGAUGAGUACAGAGGAGCGUGUACGGGUUAUGGCAGAACGAACCGAAGGAUUAAUGCAGCGGAUUGAGGACAUGCACAGCAAGUUCGUUACAGCGAUGAGUUCUGUUAAUAACCUUGAUUUCCAUGUAAAGCGGUUAGAAGAGACAGUAGAGCAGACAAAGAGUAGUUAUGCUGUGGUUCACCGUUUUAUGCUCAGUCAUGUGGGACAUAAAAGAUCAAGUUCCCCUUGUUCAGGUUCUGGUACUCCACACUCUGAAGGAGGAGGCACGUCACGCUCUCUCUCUCAGACGAGUCUUCAUCGUAUGUUGGAAGAAACUGAACAACAAAUGGCUCAGAGCUCUGCCAUUGAACCAGAAGGAAGUAAUAUGGAAGUGAGUGAUACUGCUGAUGCACAACUUGAAGCUCACAAAGAUCUCAGAAUUUCACCAACUAUCAUAAAUUUUGGAAAACCCAUAAAAACUUCAAGUCCAGUAAAUAUAUUAGAUGGAUUUGAAUUAGAGUCCAUGAGUAGUGUAAAUGCUAGAAGAUCAAAAGCUCAAAAUUGUCAGUCAAAGCCAAGAUUAGACUCAGAAUCCGGAAGUUCUCUGGGUCGUGCUUCUCGAGAACGUAAACUCUCCGGCGGAAGGAAGAGCAGCAUUCGUAAAUCUACAAAGCACAGCGGUGAUAGCACACCAUCUAAAGUAUGUUUCAGGGAUGUAAAUAUUACUGAUGAUUCUGAAUCAGGUGAAGGAGAUACUGGAGGUAUGAAGUUAAGCACAGAAGAGGAAAUUCAUAAUAGAUAUUUAAGAUCUAUGCCAUCUCCUGAUGAGGCAGCUGCACUCCAUUCUCCACCCAAGUAUGAAAGGAGUCUAUCUACCUCUUCUUGUCGGCCUAGAAUCCAAGUGAUUCCCCCAACGUCACCUCCUCCCAUGUGUACUUUUUUUAGUGAAUACACGAGUUUAGCUGAUGAGUUAGAGACUGUGUGCAUGUCCAGAUUAUCUCCUCCAUCAUCUCCUCACUUAGAGUAUCCCGGAAGAGUUGCUCCCCAAUUGAGACGACGCCAUCGUUCAGAGUCUGCUGGAAUUUCUAUUACAAUUAGUUCUAAUCCUUUGCGUGAUGCAGAAGAAGCUGAUUAUCAGCUGAUGGAAGGCUUAAUUCAGCGAAGAAUGCAUCGAGAUUCAGAAAAUUUAGCCGUCUCCCUGGAAGAUCUGUGUUCCGUGAGAACAGAAUUAUCUGAAGCUGAAGAUGGGGCAACUCCAUUAAACCUUCGGAGAGAUUCAAGGGCAGUAGGUCUACGGAAGCGUCACAGCACAACCAGCAUUGAUAACAACCCUUCAGAACUUUUAUCUGUUCCUGAGUCUGUUCAGUUACCUUCCUUGCAGACCAUUGCCUCAAGUCUUCAUCCAUCAUCUCCAUUAUGUGGCAGGGGUACUCGGCUAACAUCAUCUCAACCGGGUAGCCCAAGCGCACGUCGGUCUUCCUUACAUGAUGAUUUACACAUUCAGUGGGCUUCCUCUGGUGCUUUGCCAGCAACUGGAGGAUGGCUGACGCCAUGGUCUUCUCCCCGUCCACGUACACCACCAUUAGUGCGGCCUGAGACCCCAGCUGUGCAUGAGACGACCAGUGAUUCUGCCUCAUACCCACGAGAGCCGCAACCAUUUAUGUCAACACUUCAGGUGCCGGUCUUUAGUGAAUCAGAGGCUUGGCCCAAAGACACGAUCACAGAGACUGAAUGUUAGGAUAAAGCAAACUUCCUUCAAAGACAAUUCAAUACUGUGAAGUGUAAUUAGAAUUGUCUUCAGAUGGCAAUUGGACAAAUGUACUUAGAAAAAAUGGACAGAAAAUUUAACCAAUUCAGCAUUGAAUUAUGGUAAUACUAUAUAUUAAAUUUGUUAUCAAGGUAUUGUAUAAGUGAAUUAUUUUUACAUAUUGAAUAUUUAUUUUUAAUGUAAUUAAA